Messenger RNA from Annulohypoxylon maeteangense, 1255 nucleotides. RefSeq lists its product as uncharacterized. The record is from RefSeq and is a predicted model, not a curated record. The coding region runs from base 53 to 787 and encodes 244 amino acids. The transcript is spliced from 3 exons. Lineage: Eukaryota; Fungi; Ascomycota; Sordariomycetes; Xylariales; Hypoxylaceae.
CUCUCAUCUUUCCCAAACUUAUUAUCUCAGCCGUAAGCAACGGCUGGUCUAUAUGACCAUGUCCACUGCUAUGAAAAUUCCGGGUGGUUUUUUCCAAGUCCCAGAAGUGUCACAGGCAGAAAUCAGAUCAUUCCACGACGCGCACUUCUCUAACUCAGCAAUUGAACUAUUCGAUAUCCAAUUUCUUCGACCAGAUAACGCACAGAAUGAAGAUCAAUAUUAUGAAGAGUACGAAGAAUACUACGAAGAGGAAGAGGAUGAUGGCUUAGGUUACUAUCCAGAUGGUGUCAAACGUACCCUAACCGACGAGCAAAUCGCCAUCUUCAGACAUUCCGAACUUGAGUCGCUGAACCGCGUUGAAGCUACAGCCGCGAAGCUUAAACAACAGUCUGCAGCCCUAUUACAGGCAGCGAAGGAUGAAGACGCGUCCGAAUUGCACGACGAGUCCAUGGCAACUUCGCAGCCUGUGACACAAGGCGAAAAUCCCGAGGACACAGAGGUUAAGAAGGGAGAUGACGCCCAAGACGGCAGUGAGGAUGGGGAAAUCGAAGCUGAGCCACCCCAGCUUACGAAGGCCGAAGCUAGGCGUCUAAAGAAACAACGUUCAAAGCGUAAGAAAAACCAGGAGCGAAAAUUCAAUCCCGAGAAGAAACCUGAUCUACGCAAGAGAACGUGGGAUGUAGUCGAGGCUGGCAUGGAUAGUUUAGACUACGAUGAACUCGAUACAGGUCGGAAUGCUUCUUCUACUCCCGCGGCACAGAGGCGUCGGAUUUCGUACGAUGAUUGAGGUUGUUCCUUGCCUAGGCACGAAGGUGGUGUAUUCCAUGGUCAGAUAAUAUGCUCGUGGAUAUAAGUCUCAGAUACACGCGGUUGUACUGUGCUUAUACAGCGAUGUGCGACAAUUCCCAGCCAGUUGGAUCUUUGUCAAGGGUGUGCUCGGUCUCGACAAAUUAACAAUAGGGUCCAUGCCUUUCGGAGGUAUUGGUAAUAAGGAGGGUGUUGAACUACUGCUUACCUAAUACAUUACUACAUCAGCCUCCUAUUUGCAAGAUGGAGCUAUAGGGGGUAGUAAUCAUCUAGUCAUAGCGUACAGUCAACAUCUAAAUCAGAUACUGUACAUAUUCUGGAACCUGGGAUAUCGAGUUGCGACUUUUCCAGGCAAACAUUGAAGCUCCGAGGCCUUGUUUGAUAAGGUUCCUACUGCCGAUGUCUCAAAGAUUCAUGCAGACUCAGGUGACAAAGAACAAUAGAUAAU